Protopterus annectens (West African lungfish) is the source of this 4315-nucleotide messenger RNA. RefSeq names its product cohesin subunit SA-2-like. The transcript is spliced from 33 exons. The coding region runs from base 349 to 3912 and encodes 1187 amino acids. Gene Ontology annotation, biological process: sister chromatid cohesion. The record is from RefSeq and is a predicted model, not a curated record. Gene Ontology annotation, molecular function: chromatin binding. Lineage: Eukaryota; Metazoa; Chordata; Ceratodontiformes; Protopteridae. Gene Ontology annotation, cellular component: nucleus; chromatin; cohesin complex.
GUACUUACGCUGGGUGGCGCUACCCGAGGGGGAGUGGCACUGCAGGAAAGCAUGGGCAUGUUGGAGCUAGUCAGUGUCUCUUACGUGGGGCUGUUGUAGCUGUUUACAAAACAUUUAAGCUGCAUGUGUUUCUUCUCCAGUCGUUGAGCGUUGGAACACAUGCAGGUGGCUACCUUGUGGAAUGGUGGACCUUACAAGGUGCUCUUCAAGAAGCUGUGCAGCAACUACAUUAGCAUUUGUAACACUGCAUAUAGUAGAAGGAUAAUUAUGGCAAGAGAGCCAGUGAUUUCUUCAAAAAGUCCACAGAAAAAGCCUUGAGAAUAUUAUCUUGCCAGCUGAAAUGUAGAGAUGAUAGCAGAACAACAACCAACACCGUUCAUUUCCUACCUAAAAGAAAAUGAACUUACUCCAAGAUCUGUGGUACAGGAUGGAAAGUGGCAACUUAAUAUAAGUUCACUGAAAACGCCCAAACUGAAGCGGAAAAUAAGAAAACAGUCUGAAAACAGAAGACAUUCUAGCAGUCCAAGAAGAGCCUGUCUUCCCCAUGAUCACCUAAGAAAUGGAGAUGUGGAAGCUGUUACAUUAUAUGAGGUCAUCAGCAUGGGUAAAAGCGCCAUGCAGUCAGUGGUGGAUGACUGGCUUGAAGUUUAUAAGCAGGACAGAGAUGCAGCCCUUCUGGACCUCAUCAGUUUCUUCAUUCAGUGCUCAGGUUGUCAAGGUCUGGUUACAGCAGAAAUGUUUCAGAGUAAACAGAAAAAUGAAGUGAUGCAAAAAAUGACAGAGUCAUUUGAUGAGGAAACCGGCUUACAGUACAAGAGAUUCAUGGCCUAUCCUUGGAUUCUAACAGUAACUUGGCGUGUGGAUGGGGACAAUGGAGAUUACCCGCUGGCUAUGGCAGGUCCUCAGUGGAAGAAGUUCAAGUGCAACUUGUGUGAGUUCCUCACUGUGUUGAUUCAGCAGUGUGAGGGCAGUGUUAUCUAUGAUGGAUACCUUGUGCCAGUACUUAUCACUGUGUUGACAGAGCUGUCUAAUUCCAGAAUCCGUGCCUUCAGACACACAGGCACUUUGUCAGCGUUAAAAGUAAUGACUGCAUUGGUGAGUGUGAUUGCGAACCUCCGUGCAAACAUUGGCAACAUGCAAAGGCUACAGAAUAUGGAGAAGAAAAAAAUGGCUGGUAAAAAGACUAGCCCCCAAAUAGACCAACUACAACAGAAAAAAAUAAAGCUCCAACAAAAGCAGCAAGAUAUAGAAGACAUGACAAAUGCAAUUUUUAAAGGUGCUUUUCUACAGAGAUACAGAGAUGUGAUCCCUGAAAUUAGAGCCAUCUGCAUGGAAGAAUUAGGUAUAUGGAUGAAAUUGCACACUGGAUACUUCUUAAAUGAUAACUACCUCAAAUAUGUUGGUUGGAUGCUCUAUGAUAAGCAACCUGAAGUUCGGCUUCGAUGUUUACUGGCACUUCAAGGACUCUAUAGUAGAAAAGAACUUAUUCCAAAACUGUCUGUGUUUUCCAAACGUUUCAAGGGAAGAAUUGUUUCCAUGAUUUUGGAUGAGGACAAAGAAAUUGCAGUACAGGCUGUCAGACUUGUGGGUCUCAUGUCUGAGAACUGUAAGGAUGCUAUUAACUCAAAAGACUGCAACACACUGCAUAAGCUUCUGUACUCAACCCACAGACCAUUGGCUGCAGCAGCUGGAGACUUCCUCUGUAAAAGUUUACUACCUAAUGGGGGGUCUGACCAAAGCAGAGGUAAUUCCUUUAGAAGAAAGGGAAUAACACGUAAUGCUCAACACUUGAAGAUGUUGCUUACCAGCUACUUGGACAAUAAGUUUCAUCAGCAUGUAACAUACCUAGUUGACAGUCUGUGGGAUAGUGCAACAAAUCUUUUGAAGGACUGGGAAUGCAUAACUACGCUUCUGCUUAAGCACUGUUGUCAUCAGGAAGAAGUGCUGAGCAGUGCCCAGGAAAGUGCACUUAUCGAACUCCUCUCUGCAGCUGUGCGCCAGGCAGCUGAAGGUCAUCCUCCUCCAGGAAGAGGAACAGUUAGAAAAGUACUUACAGCCAAGGAGAAGAAGCUUCAGUCAGAAGACUGUAUGAAUGUCACUCAGCAUUUCUUAGUAGUUCUUCCUCGACUUCUAUCCAAGUAUUCAUGUGAUGCAGAAAAAGUGGCACUUCUUUUACAAAUACCUCAGCAUUUUGAUACUGACAUCUGUAGCCGUGAGCAUAUGGCAAAGCACUUGGAUGAUAUUUUGACACAGAUUAACCAUGUGACAGGGAACCAGUCAGGGGAUGAGGUGCUGGAGGCCUGCUCUAGAACAUACCAAGUCUUUUGUCAAGAGGGACUGCCAAUCUACAGCAGGGUGAAAGCAGCCCUGAGCCAACUUAUUGAUGAUUUGGUGGGCAAGCUUGACAAGCUGCUGGAUGUCUGCAUAAAAAAGGGAGAAGGCCUUUGUUCUGAUGAAGAAACCAUUUUUCAGAUGUCAUCUGUACUGAAAAAAAUCGCUGCAUUCCAUAAUGCCCAUGACCUUAGUGAGUGGAAUGUGAAUGACAGACUUUCAAGGAUUCUCACUGUAGACACUGAACAUGGACGUUUACCUGAUCAGAUCAUUGUUCCAGUUGUACAGUGCUCCUACUACAGUCUUAUGUGGCAGCUUUCUGCACUCCUGGAGAGUCCCUCUUCCAAGGAAAACAUUUUCAGGUUAAGAAUACAAAUGAGAAGAUUGUGUCAGACCUGCAGACAUUUAUUGACUCGUGAAUGUACAGCUGUACGAGAAAAGGGCUUUUCAAUACUAUGUGACAUCCUGCUGAUUUUUAGCCAUAAGCUGCAGUCAGAUGAAGUAGGUGAACGUCUUGUGUACAUUCCAGAUUCCAGCCUGGAAUCAGAACUGCUUAAAUUUGUCCAACUUGAGGUUUUUCAAGAAUCUAAAGUAAAGCGAGAAGGCAGCACACCUGAAGAAAAUGAGAACGAUUUUGAAAUCUCGAAGUGUGAAGAUGUGCACAAAAGGAGGAACCUUUUAGCAGCUUACUGCAAACUGAUUGUCUUCAAUGUUAUAGAAACAUCUGCUGCAGCAGAGCUCUACAAACAGUAUAUAAAGUACUAUGGUGAGUUUGGUGAUAUAAUCAAAGAAACCCUGAGCAGGACCAGACAAAAUGACAAACUCCAGAGUGCCAGAACACUGAUUAUUUGCUUGCAACAGCUCUUCACUAAUCAUAUGGAAAAUAGCACUUCAGAUGCAACGCCCCAGUCCCUGACCUCGGUUAAAGAGCUUGCCAGACGUUUUUCACUCACAUUUGGUUGGGACCAAGUGAAGUCAAGAGAGUCUGUUGCCAUGAUGCACAAAGAUGGGAUUGAGUUUGCCUUUAAAGACUAUUGCCCAACUGAUGAAAGUAGACCACCAUCAAAUUUGUCUUUUCUAACUAUCCUGAAUGAAUUUACUUACCGACUGUUGGCUCCAGAUAAAAGGACGGUGUAUUGCUAUUUGCAGAGAUUUGUAACUCAGCAGACACUGGCAUGUGAAGGAGAUGAAUGGCUUCCACUGGCUAAUUACAGAAAUACCCUUUUAGCUUGUGGAGAUGAAGAUAUUUCUGUAACCAAAGACAGCAGUUUAAUGGACUCUUCCCCAGAAGAACAUUCUAAGAUGCUGCAAAUGAAACUGAAAUUCACUAGUGGGAAUGUGAACAGCACUGCAGCAUGUCACAGAACACCAGAUCUCCCAUUAACCCCACAACUUACAUCUACAGCAAUAAAGAGCAGAAAGAGGCUCUGGUAUGAGGAGAGUAGUCAAGCUAAUCCAACUUCAUCGUUCUGUACAGAACAAGUGAAAAGUAGUAGUCAGAGUACUGAAGAAAACUCUGCAAGUGUUCCAUCAGCAGACAUUGGCCUUGAAGACGUUGAUGUUGACAUAACUGACAGUUAGCAGGAAAGCCACAGACAGAGUGACGAUGAAAUAAGCUGAGAAGCUAAAUAUUUAUUUAUGGCUGAACGAUGCAGGAAGAAAACUGACUGCGCCAAAAGCAGUACAUUAUGUCCCGUGUUUGGUGGGGAGGGGGAUUUUGUAUCAGGGAUGCUGAUUUUUCUAUCAGAGACAUUUUCUCAAGAUACUCUCUUUUGUAUUUAAGUAUGUAUUUGCAACAUUAUGUACAGCUUUACUAUAAGCCACUUUACGUUCAGAUUAAAGCACUUUUGUAUAUAAUUUCUACACAUUUUUUUCCGCAAAAGAGCUCAACUUCUGACAAAGGGGUUAUAUACCCAAAAGCUUUCAUUACUGUUUGUAACAUAUAUUUCAGUACAAUAAAAUAAAUAAUAUACAUUUUUUGAAA